AUGGGCGUCAAGGACGUUCUGUCUCGAAAGGAGGGCGUUAUCGUCGGGGACGAUGUUCUGGCGCUCUUUAAAUAUGCUCAAGAGAACAACUUCGCCAUUCCUGCCAUUAACGUGACCUCCUCCUCUACCGUCGUUGCGGCUCUGGAAGCUGCGCGAGACAGCAAUGCUCCUAUCAUUCUCCAAGCAUCCCAGGGUGGUGCUGCAUACUUCGCAGGCAAGGGGGUGAAAAAUGAUAAGCAACAAGCUUCUAUUGCGGGAGCUAUCGCAGCAGCUCACUAUAUCCGAACCGUUGCUCCCGUCUACGGCAUUCCCGUUGUUCUGCACACCGAUCAUUGUGCAAAGAAACUCCUCCCAUGGCUCGAUGGCAUGAUGGAUGCGGAUGAGGCAUACUUCAAGGAACAUGGCGAGCCCCUUUUCUCUUCACACAUGAUUGAUUUGUCUGAAGAGGCGGUUGACUGGAACAUUGAGACGACUGCCAAGUACUUGAAGCGGGCGGCCCCGAUGAAGCAAUGGCUUGAGAUGGAAAUUGGUAUCACCGGUGGUGAGGAAGACGGGGUCAACAACGAAGACGUCGACAACAACUCUCUGUACACCCAACCCGAGGAUAUCCACAUGAUCUACACCACUCUGAAACAGAUCUCGCCCUAUUUCUCCAUCGCGGCCGGCUUCGGGAACGUUCACGGUGUCUACAAGCCCGGCAACGUCCGUCUCCAUCCUGAACUUCUCGAUAAGCACCAGAAAUAUGUCAAGGAGAAGGAAUCUACCUCGACCGACAAGCCGGUGUUCCUCGUGUUCCACGGAGGUUCGGGCUCGACCAAGAAGGAAUACUCGGACGCCAUCAGCUAUGGCGUUGUCAAGGUCAAUCUUGAUACCGACUUGCAAUGGGCUUACCUGACGGGUAUCCGCGACUAUGUCCUCAACAAGAAGGACUACAUCAUGAAGCAAGUUGGAAAUCCUGAAGGUGAGGACAAGCCGAACAAGAAAUACUUCGAUCCUCGCGUGUGGGUGCGUGAGGGCGAGAAAACCAUGAGUGCCCGUGUGGCUGAGGCAUUGAAAGACUUCAACACCGCCAACAAGCUGUAA
This is a messenger RNA of Rhinocladiella mackenziei CBS 650.93, 1083 nucleotides long. RefSeq names its product fructose-bisphosphate aldolase 1. The transcript has 4 exons. Gene Ontology annotation, biological process: gluconeogenesis; glycolytic process. Gene Ontology annotation, molecular function: fructose-bisphosphate aldolase activity; zinc ion binding. Lineage: Eukaryota; Fungi; Ascomycota; Eurotiomycetes; Chaetothyriales; Herpotrichiellaceae. Gene Ontology annotation, cellular component: cytosol. The record is from RefSeq and is a predicted model, not a curated record. The coding region runs from base 1 to 1083 and encodes 360 amino acids.